This is a messenger RNA of Arabidopsis thaliana (thale cress), 3159 nucleotides long. RefSeq names its product beta-galactosidase 14 (gene BGAL14). Bases 1 to 3159 code for a protein of 1052 amino acids. Gene Ontology annotation, molecular function: hydrolase activity, hydrolyzing O-glycosyl compounds; beta-galactosidase activity; carbohydrate binding. The record is from RefSeq and is marked reviewed. The transcript is spliced from 18 exons. Lineage: Eukaryota; Viridiplantae; Streptophyta; Magnoliopsida; Brassicales; Brassicaceae. Gene Ontology annotation, biological process: carbohydrate metabolic process. Gene Ontology annotation, cellular component: apoplast.
AUGAAGUCGAGAACACGAUACUUGAUAGCGAUUCUACUUGUAAUUUCGCUCUGUUCCAAGGCAAGCAGCCAUGAUGAUGAGAAAAAGAAGAAAGGAGUAACAUACGACGGUUCUGAGCGGAACUUCAUUGAUCAUAAAUGGAAAAAGAGAGCUUCUUUUCUCUGGUUCUGUUCAUUACCCUCGAAGCACACCUCACGUAAGCACAUGUGGCCCAGUAUCAUUGACAAAGCUAGAAUUGGGGGACUUAACACCAUCCAAACUUAUGUUUUCUGGAAUGUCCAUGAGCCUGAACAAGGCAAGUAUGAUUUCAAGGGGAGAUUUGACUUGGUGAAAUUCAUCAAACUAAUCCACGAGAAAGGUCUCUAUGUCACUCUCAGACUCGGACCCUUUAUCCAAGCCGAAUGGAACCACGGAGGGUUGCCGUACUGGCUACGCGAGGUCCCAGAUGUUUACUUCCGUACAAAUAAUGAACCUUUUAAGGAACAUACAGAGAGAUAUGUGAGGAAAAUACUUGGGAUGAUGAAGGAAGAGAAGCUGUUCGCUUCACAAGGAGGUCCCAUCAUCUUGGGACAGAUAGAGAAUGAGUACAACGCGGUUCAGCUAGCCUACAAGGAGAAUGGAGAGAAGUAUAUAAAAUGGGCAGCAAAUUUGGUGGAGUCAAUGAAUCUGGGAAUCCCCUGGGUUAUGUGCAAACAAAACGAUGCUCCUGGCAAUCUGAUUAAUGCUUGUAAUGGAAGGCAUUGCGGAGAUACUUUCCCAGGACCAAACAGACACGAUAAGCCCUCCUUAUGGACCGAGAAUUGGACUACUCAGUUUCGAGUUUUUGGGGAUCCUCCAACACAGAGAACAGUCGAAGAUAUUGCAUUCUCAGUCGCUAGAUACUUCUCUAAGAACGGAUCCCAUGUCAACUACUACAUGUACCAUGGCGGAACAAACUUCGGACGCACGUCUGCUCAUUUCGUUACCACUCGUUACUAUGACGAUGCGCCACUUGACGAAUUUGGUUUGGAGAAAGCUCCAAAAUACGGUCACCUAAAACAUGUGCACAGAGCACUUAGAUUGUGCAAGAAGGCACUUUUUUGGGGUCAACUUCGCGCCCAGACACUUGGUCCCGAUACCGAGGUUAGGUACUACGAGCAGCCAGGGACAAAAGUGUGUGCGGCUUUCUUAUCGAACAAUAACACAAGAGAUACUAAUACGAUUAAAUUCAAAGGUCAAGAUUACGUUUUACCGUCUCGUUCUAUCAGCAUCUUACCGGAUUGUAAAACAGUCGUUUACAAUACUGCACAGAUUGUAGCCCAACACAGUUGGAGAGAUUUUGUCAAGUCAGAGAAGACAAGCAAAGGUCUCAAAUUUGAGAUGUUUAGUGAAAAUAUUCCUUCCUUACUUGACGGUGAUUCUUUGAUUCCGGGGGAGCUUUAUUACUUAACUAAAGACAAAACAGAUUAUGCUUGCGUAAAGAUUGACGAAGAUGACUUUCCAGACCAAAAAGGUCUGAAGACUAUACUGAGAGUAGCGAGUCUUGGUCACGCACUGAUCGUUUACGUUAACGGAGAGUACGCAGGGAAAGCACAUGGACGCCAUGAAAUGAAGAGUUUCGAGUUUGCAAAACCAGUGAACUUUAAAACCGGAGAUAAUCGCAUUUCAAUUUUGGGUGUACUAACCGGAUUACCAGACAGUGGAUCAUACAUGGAACACAGGUUUGCUGGUCCACGUGCUAUUUCAAUCAUCGGUUUAAAGUCAGGAACGCGAGAUUUGACCGAGAACAAUGAAUGGGGACACUUGGCCGGUUUGGAAGGUGAAAAGAAAGAGGUGUACACAGAGGAAGGAUCUAAGAAGGUGAAAUGGGAGAAAGAUGGUAAACGUAAGCCUCUUACGUGGUACAAGACCUACUUUGAGACACCAGAGGGAGUGAACGCGGUCGCGAUUAGGAUGAAAGCAAUGGGGAAGGGAUUGAUUUGGGUUAAUGGAAUUGGCGUAGGGAGAUAUUGGAUGUCUUUCCUUUCUCCACUGGGAGAGCCAACUCAAACGGAGUACCAUAUACCGAGAUCUUUCAUGAAGGGGGAGAAGAAGAAGAACAUGCUGGUGAUUCUCGAGGAAGAACCAGGGGUGAAGUUAGAGUCUAUUGAUUUCGUGUUGGUGAAUAGAGACACAAUCUGUAGUAAUGUCGGGGAGGAUUACCCAGUAUCGGUGAAAUCGUGGAAGAGAGAAGGGCCAAAGAUAGUUUCGAGAAGCAAAGAUAUGAGGCUAAAGGCAGUGAUGAGGUGUCCACCGGAGAAACAAAUGGUGGAAGUACAAUUUGCAAGCUUCGGAGAUCCGACAGGAACUUGUGGUAACUUCACAAUGGGGAAGUGCUCUGCAUCUAAGUCAAAGGAGGUGGUCGAGAAGGAGUGUUUGGGUAGGAAUUAUUGUUCCAUAGUAGUAGCGAGGGAGACUUUUGGGGACAAAGGGUGUCCGGAGAUAGUGAAGACAUUGGCAGUGCAAGUCAAGUGUGAGAAGAAAGAAGGAAAACAAGAUGAGAAGAAGAAGAAAGAAGAUAAAGACGAAGAGGAAGAGGACGAUGAAGAUGAUGAUGAAGAAGAAGAAGAAGAAGACAAAGAGAACAAAGAUACAAAGGAUAUGGAGAACAAAAAUCAAGAUAUUCUUGAUUCCGAUUCUGCCCUGGUGUCGGAUCUAGGUUUUGGCCCUUUCUCUACGGUAGUUGUUAAUGUCCCUCUAAUCGGUGGAGCGGCUCCGCCUCAGCCCCGCUUCAAUUUAAUGCCUCCGUCAAACUAUGUCGCUGGUUUGGGUCGUGGGGCUGCAGGGUUUACUACCCGCUCCGAUAUUGGUCCUGCUCGUGCUAAUGGCGAUGGAAACGCUGACGUGAAUCACAAGUUUGAUGAUUUUGAAGGGCAUGAUGCCGGAUUGUUCGCUAAUGCCGAGAGUGAUGACCAAGACAAAGAGGCUGAUGCUAUUUGGGACGCAAUUGAUAGGAGGAUGGAUUCGAGGAGGAAAGACAGAAGAGAAGCGAAGCUCAAGCAAGAAAUCGAGAAUUACAGAGCCUCCAACCCUAAAGUUUCUGGGCAGUUUGUGGAUUUGACGAGAAAGUUGCAUACUUUGUCUGAGGAUGAAUGGGAUAGUAUUCCAGAGAUUGGGAAUUACUCGCAUAGAUUGUAUUAG